AACCAUAUCAGUGUGAUAUGUGCAGUAAAUCAUUCGCUAAAAGUACUAACUUAACUGAUCACAAACGCAUUCAUACUGGAGAAAAACCAUAUCACUGUGAUAUCUGUGGUAAAUCAUUCAAUCAAAAUAACCAGUUAAUUAAACACAUACGCAUUCAUACAGGAGAAAAACCCUAUCACUGUGACGCCUGUGACAAAUCAUUCUCUCGAAAUGAUGAGUUAACUGCACACAAACACGUUCAUACAGGAGAGAAACCUUAUAGGUGCGAUAUCUGUGGUAAAUCAUAUACUCUAAAUAAUGCUUUGACUGUACACAAACGUAUUCAUACUGGAGAAAAACGAUUUAUUUGUGAUAUUUGUGGUCAAGCAUUUAUUCGAAAUUCUUCUUUAGAAGGACAUAAAAGAAUUCAUACUGGAGAAAAACUAUAUCAUUGUGAUAUUUGUGGUAAAGCAUUUACACAUAGUCCUGCUGUAACUGUACACAAACGCAUUCAUACAAGAGAAAAACCAUAUCAUUGUGAUAUUUGUGGUAAAUCAUUCCUUCAAAGUGGUUGCUUGCGUGAUCACAAACGUAUUCAUACUGGAGAAAAACCAUAUCAUUGUGAUGUCUGUGGUAAAUCAUUUAUUCAGAGUAACGAUUUAAAGGGACAUGUACGUAUUCACACUGGAGAAAAACCAUAUCAUUGUGAUAUCUGUGGUAAAUCAUUCUCUCAACGUGCUGCUGUAACUGUUCACAAACGUGUUCAUACCAGAGAAACGCCAUAUCACUGUGAUAUCUGUGGUAAAUCAUUCUCUCAACUUACUGCUAUAACAGUACAUAAACGUGUUCAUACCAGAGAAAAGCCAUUUCAUGUAUAUUAUAUUGAUUCUUGUUUUAUCAUUAUUGUAUUUUAUCCAGAGAUUAAUUCUGUUGUUGAGGUCGUUUGGAUUUCUGUUGCUGAUUAUAGCUUGAAUUUCAGCCGCUUAAGAACAACUGUUACUUUUGGUUCUAAAAAGAUGGCAAAAAGCUUGGCAAAGUCUUCAUAUGAAUGUGAUAUCUGUAACAAGUCAUUAACUUCAAGAAGCACUUUAACUGCUCACAUACGUAUUCAUACAGGAGAGAAACCAUAUCGCUGUGAUAUCUGUGGUAAAAGGUUUACUAGAAGAGGUGAAUUACCUGUUCAUUUACGUGUUCAUACAGGAGAGAAACCAUAUCGGUGUGAUAUCUGUGGUCAGUCAUUCAUGCGUAAAGAUAUUUUAACUACACACAGACGUAUUCAUACAGGAGAGAAACCAUAUAAAUGUGAUAUGUGCAGUAAGUCAUUUGCUAAAAGUACUAACUUAACUGAUCACAAACGCAUUCAUACUGGAGAAAAACCAUAUCACUGUGAUAUCUGUGGUAAAUCAUUCAAUCAAAAUAACCAGUUAAUUACACAUAGACGCAUUCAUACAGGAGAGAAGCCCUAUCACUGUGAUGUCUGUGACAAAUCAUUCUCUCGAAAUGAUGAGUUAACUACACACAAGCUAAGUCAUACAGGAGAGAAACCUUAUAGGUGUGAUAUCUGUGGUAAAUCAUUUACUCUAAAUAAUUCCUUCAAUGUACAUAAACGUAUUCAUACUGGAGAAAAACGAUUUAUUUGUGAUAUUUGUGGUAAAGCAUUUAUUCAAAAUCAUUGUUUGGAAGUACAUAAAAGCAUUCAUACUAGAGAAAAAUUAUAUCGCUGUGAUAUUUGUGGCAAAGCAUUUACACAUAGUCCAUCUUUAAUUGUACACAAACACAUUCAUACAAGGGGAAAGUCGUAUUGUUGUGAUAUCUGUGGUAAAUCAUUCUCUGAUCGUACUGCUGUAACUGUACAUAAACGUGUUCAUACUGGAGAGAAGCCAUAUCAUUGUGAUAUCUGUGGUAAAUCAUUCUCUUACAAAAAUGUGUUAACUAAGCACAAAUGCAUUCAUAUGGGAGAAAAAUCAUAUCAGUGUAAUAUCUGUGGUAAAUCAUUCUCUCAACAGGAUGAUUUAGCUAUUCAUGUCUGUAUUCCUCAUUGAGAUAAAGAAUCUCCUUGUGGCAGAUAAGAGACUGAACAAUCCCUUAACUGUAUGCAUUCAUACCCAUGUAUGGAACUAAAUAAUAAGGAAUAAACAAAUCAUAAAAUAUAAUACAAGGUGUUCAAAAAGUCUCUCCACAGUAAGUAUUUUAUUGUAAAAGAAAUAUUUAUAAGAUGGUGUAAGACUACAAAAGAAUAUAUACAGUCUUUGUAUUUUUAUAACAAUUUAAACUCUAAAUAAAACUGGUUUACU
This is a messenger RNA of Octopus bimaculoides (California two-spot octopus), 2273 nucleotides long. RefSeq lists its product as uncharacterized. Gene Ontology annotation, molecular function: DNA-binding transcription activator activity, RNA polymerase II-specific; RNA polymerase II cis-regulatory region sequence-specific DNA binding. Gene Ontology annotation, cellular component: nucleus. Lineage: Eukaryota; Metazoa; Mollusca; Cephalopoda; Octopoda; Octopodidae. The record is from RefSeq and is a predicted model, not a curated record. Gene Ontology annotation, biological process: regulation of transcription by RNA polymerase II.